Molecule: messenger RNA, 477 nt
Organism: Symbiodinium necroappetens
Lineage: Eukaryota; Dinophyceae; Suessiales; Symbiodiniaceae
Source: the annotation of a GenBank genome assembly
AUGGCGGAGCUGCCAGUGCCCCAUGCACCCCAUGCCCUUGCCUUUGCAAUUCUCCUGACUCUUCUUGUCCUGCGUUCGAAGCACACUUUGAGAGGCCUUUCAGCGCAGCGGGCUUGGAUUGGGGAUGUGGAGAGGUCUCCAUCUUCAUCAGCUCGACUAGACGUGCUCGCACUGGACCCGAAGCUUCCGUGCCAGGAGCUGACUGAGAAGAUCCGCUCGGAGCUGAUCAGCAACGCUGAGGAAGAGGCUGCUCCGAUUGUGGCAGGUCAUCCUGGAGUUCAUGGCCUUGCAGCUUGGCUUUCGGUGUCCCUGCCUCUGCAUGAGGUGAAUCUCGAGGGCGUUAAUGUCGAGGAGAACAUGUUCCGAACAUCUGGGCAGCUCUGCCACGGCGAAGACCCGCCGGACCCUGGCAUCAACACUAAGUUGGGUACAUCGAAGUUUCAGAAGGGCAUUGCCGAGACGCGAGUUCAUACUUAG